Hippocampus comes (tiger tail seahorse) is the source of this 1210-nucleotide messenger RNA. RefSeq names its product ribosomal protein L7-like 1 (gene rpl7l1). Gene Ontology annotation, molecular function: structural constituent of ribosome; RNA binding. Gene Ontology annotation, cellular component: cytosolic large ribosomal subunit. The transcript is spliced from 6 exons. NCBI's taxonomy places the organism in Eukaryota, Metazoa, Chordata, Actinopteri, Syngnathiformes, Syngnathidae. Bases 90 to 833 code for a protein of 247 amino acids. Gene Ontology annotation, biological process: maturation of LSU-rRNA from tricistronic rRNA transcript (SSU-rRNA, 5.8S rRNA, LSU-rRNA). The record is from RefSeq and is a predicted model, not a curated record.
CUCUAGAUGGCGACAAUGCCUCUCCUGCCCUGCGACCUGGCCAAACGUGAUGACGACGUCGAAGAAGAGUGGCACGUAAACGUUCGAUCAUGGCCGAAUCCGAAUCAAAUAAAGUCAUCAAGUUGGUCCCAGAGUAUCUCUUGAAAAAGAGGAAAGCGUACCAGGCCAUAAAAGCCACACAAGCCAAGCUUGCACUUCUUGAAAAGAGAAAGGUUUGUAAAGGUGCGCCGAUAAAGUUCAAGCGCUUGGAAGACUUUUUGAAGGACAGCCAUAAGAAACAUCGCGAUGAUACUCGCAUACGUCGAUUAACAGAGAGGCCGCCCGCCCCGCUGCCUCCUGCCAAGUAUAAAUUAGCUUUUGCCAUCCGCAUUCGGGACAUUAAAGGUGUCAGUCCCCAAGUGAUGAAGGUUGUCCAGAUGUUGAGACUGAGAAAAAUCUUCAGUGGAACCUUUGUCAGAAUCGGCAAAACCUCUCUCGCCAUGCUGAAGAUUGUUGAGCCCUAUGUGGCCUGGGGAUAUCCAAACUUGAAGUCUGUGCGUGAGCUCAUUCUGAAGAGGGGGCAGACUAAAGUGGGCAAGAAAGCGGUUCCUUUAACAGAUAACACCUUCAUCGAAGAACGCAUGGGGAAACAUGGCAUUAUCUGUUUGGAGGACUUGAUUCACGAGCUUUACUCGGUCGGCAAGGCCUUCCGGGAAGCCAACAACUUCCUGAUGCCUUUCAAGCUGUCGGUGGCCCGUCACGCCGCCAAGGACAAGACUGGCCUCCUCAAGGACCUCGGGAAAACCGGAUUUCGCGGCACAGACAUAAACGCCAUCAUCAGGCAACUGAACUGAGGAAAAAUACACACGACGGACAUUGAACAGCACCCUAAAGGAGGAUUGCUUAUUGUUGUGCACAAAUCCAAAUGUUCACCUCGUUCUCAUUGGAUGAGUUUGAUGUGUCGUCUUUGAAAUGAUGUGCCACUAGUCGGCGCUGUUCUCUUUGGAAGUGCUACUCAUCUGUUGACUUGUAAAAUAUUGUACUGUAUAGUAUGUUAAACGUGCAACGCUUGGGGCAGAGCGAUGUGUUGGUUUUCAUUCAGGCAAGGGCUGAGGCCAAUCCGCAGCCCCUUCCUAAACAGCGAGACUAAUUUCAUGAUGAUUGUCACAAUGAAGUGUUGUUUUGAAACAGCGAAGAUGACGUCUGUAAUAAAUUGUACAAUACGGAUUGA